Molecule: messenger RNA, 498 nt
Organism: Coprinopsis cinerea okayama7#130
Lineage: Eukaryota; Fungi; Basidiomycota; Agaricomycetes; Agaricales; Psathyrellaceae
Product: ubiquitin-conjugating enzyme E2
Exons: 5
Coding region: 1-498 (165 amino acids)
Biological process (GO): protein K63-linked ubiquitination; DNA damage tolerance
Cellular component (GO): nucleus
Molecular function (GO): ubiquitin conjugating enzyme activity
Source: RefSeq, a predicted model, not a curated record
AUGGAUGCCGCAUCGGAUGAUCAGUCGGUCGCAACCUUGUACCAUAACCUUCAUCUAUUACGACCACACCAACGACAACCCAAGACCCGAACGAUGGCGCUUCCAAAGGAAACAGAACGGCUCGUAGCAGAUCCCGCACCAGGAAUCACCGCGCUCCCACACGAGGAUAACCUUCGAUACUUUGAUGUGACGAUUGAAGGACCGGGUGGCAGCCCGUUUGAGAAGUAUCCCAUGGCACCGCCCAAGGUGAGAUUCCUGACCAAGAUCUAUCACCCUAAUAUCGACAAACUCGGACGCAUUUGCCUAGAUAUCCUGAAAGAUAAAUGGUCGCCGGCACUCCAAAUCCGAACGGUUCUCUUAUCUAUCCAGGCUCUUCUCAGCGCUCCGAAUCCAGAUGAUCCCCUUGCCACGGAUGUCGCGAAACAUUACAAGGAGGACGAGAAGGAUGCACAGCGGGUUAGCCGGGAGUGGACGCAGAAGUUUGCCAGUGCCGGAUGA